CACUUGACGAAGCAAAAGAAUGCAAUAGCCAUAAGAGCUAAGCGCGAAGCAUUAUCAUCAAUAAACUCACCCUCUCUUCCUCCGCUCUUUCUAUUAUUCGAAAUGAGCUCUCCCACUUACAUGCUUACACAAUUUUUACCUUCGUCUCCUUUUCAUCAUCGCCAGUUUCAUUUCACUAAGACAACCCUCUCUUUUAAGCCCGCAAAAAACUCAGUCUUCAAUUUAAAUUAUGGCGGAUUUGAGUUUAAAAGUAGUAGAGUUAGGAGCUCAGUGAAUGAAGAACAAGAGCAGAAGCAGCCAAUGGUGAAAAAGGCUUAUCCUUUUCAUGAAAUAGAGCCCAAAUGGCAGCGUUAUUGGGAGGACAAUCACACUUUUCGAACCCCGGAUGAAAUUGACACUUCUAAGCCUAAAUUCUAUGUCCUUGACAUGUUCCCUUAUCCCAGUGGCUCGGGAUUACAUGUUGGUCAUCCACUUGGAUAUACUGCCACAGAUAUUCUUGCUAGGUUCAGACGUAUGCAGGGUUACAAUGUUUUGCACCCAAUGGGAUGGGAUGCAUUUGGUUUACCUGCUGAGCAAUAUGCAAUCGAGACAGGAACCCAUCCGAAAAUUACAACUUUGAGGAACAUUAACCGUUUCCGGUCCCAGCUUAAAUCUUUGGGAUUCUCAUAUGACUGGGAUCGUGAAAUUUCUACUAUAGAACCAGAAUAUUAUAAAUGGACCCAGUGGAUCUUUCUUCAGUUAUUGAAGAGAGGAUUGGCAUACCAGGCUGAGGUACCAGUCAAUUGGUGCCCUGCUCUUGGCACAGUUUUGGCCAAUGAAGAGGUGGUGGAUGGAUUGAGCGAGCGUGGUGGUCAUCCAGUUAUAAGAAAGCCAAUGAGACAAUGGAUGCUCAGAAUUACUGCCUAUGCUGACCGCCUUCUUGAAGACUUGGAUGACCUUGACUGGCCUGAAAGUGUAAAAGAUAUGCAAAGGAACUGGAUAGGGAGGUCUGAAGGGGCUGAGAUGGAAUUUCAUGUUCUUGAUGAUGAUGGAAAGGAAAGAGACAUAAACUUAACUGUUUACACUACCAGGCCUGACACCAUCUUUGGAGCAACAUAUUUAGUUGUGGCACCAGAACAUUCUUUACUUCCGUCACUAGUGUCUCUCUCUCAGAGCAAAAAUGUGGAAGAAUACAAAGACCUUGCCUCACGAAAAAGUGACCUUGAGAGGACUGAGCUUCAGAAGGAAAAAACUGGGGUCUUCAGUGGUUGCUACGCAAGAAACCCAGCUAAUGGGGAAGCAAUCCCAAUAUGGGUUGCAGAUUAUGUUUUGGGGAGUUAUGGGACUGGAGCAAUUAUGGCUGUGCCAGCACAUGACACUCGUGACUAUGAAUUUGCCACUGCAUAUGACAUUCCGAUUCGUUGGGUUGUAAAGGCAGAUGAUGAAGGUUGUAGUGAUUCAGGAAUGGCUUAUGCUGGUGAAGGCACUAUUCUGAAUUCAUCAAAUUUGACACUAGGUCUUGAUAUCAAUGGCUUGUCUAGCAAAGCGGCAGCUUCCAAAGUCAUUGAAUGGGCUGAAAAAACUGGGAAUGGGAAGAAAAAGGUGAAUUUCAAGUUGAGGGAUUGGCUUUUUGCUCGGCAGCGAUAUUGGGGAGAACCUAUCCCUGUUGUUUUUGUAGAGGAUACUGGUGAGGGUGUUCCACUUCUUGAAACUGAUUUGCCGCUGAGAUUACCCGAAUUGGAUGAUUUUACUCCUACAGGGACAGGAGAACCACCUCUAACUAAAGCUGUUUCCUGGGUUAAAACUACAGAUCCUUCAUCUGGAAAACCUGCUAAAAGAGAAACAAACACUAUGCCUCAGUGGGCUGGUUCUUGCUGGUACUAUUUGAGAUAUAUGGACCCAAAGAACUCGAACGAAUUAGUUAAUAAGACAAAAGAAAGGUAUUGGAGUCCAGUUGAUGUCUAUGUUGGUGGUGCUGAACACGCUGUUCUCCACUUACUUUAUUCGAGAUUCUGGCACAAGGUUCUUUAUGACAUUGGCGUUGUAUCAACCAAAGAGCCCUUCAAGUGUGUCAUAAACCAAGGAAUCAUCCUUGGGGAAGUUCAAUAUAUGGCCUUCAAGGACACAGAUGGAAAUUAUGUGUCUGCUGACACUGCUGAUAUGUCAGGUGUACUUCAUCACGAAAUAAUUCCAGAGGAAAAGGUGAUAAAAUCUGGGGAUUCAUUUGUGCUAAAAGAUGAUUGUAACAUUCGUUUGAUUGCCCGUGCUCAUAAGAUGAGUAAAAGUAGGGGAAAUGUAGUCAAUCCUGAUGAUGUUGUUUCUGAGUAUGGUGCAGACUCUCUUAGAUUGUAUGAAAUGUUCAUGGGACCCUUUAGGGAUUCAAAAACAUGGAGUACUACUGGUAUUGAAGGUGUGUAUCGAUUCUUGGGAAGAACUUGGAGGCUGAUUGUAGGUUCACCUUUAUCUAACGGUGCUUUUAGAGAUGGAACGGUGGCAAUAAAUGAGGAGCCAUCUUUUGAACAGCUGCGUGCUCUACAUAAAUGCAUAGCCAAGGUAGCAGAGGAAAUUGAAGGGACACGAUUCAACACUGGAAUUUCUGCAAUGAUGGAGUUCAUCAAUGCAGCAUACAAGUGGGAUAAACUUCCAAGGUCCGUCAUUGAAGCGUACGUUUUAUUGCUGUCGCCAUAUGCGCCUCACAUAGCUGAGGAGCUUUGGUUUCGGUUAGGGCACUCAAACUCAUUGGCAUAUGAACCCUUUCCUAAGGCAAAUCCUGCUUACCUGAAGGAUACCCGUAUAGUCCUACCAGUUCAGAUUAAUGGCAAGACACGGGGAACAGUAGAGGUUGAAGAAGGAUGUUCAGAGGAGGAUGCUUUCAGAUUAGCUUCCCAGGAUGAGAAACUCUCCAAGUAUCUGGAUGGGAAAAUUGUAAAGACAAAAAUCUUUGUUCCAGGAAAGAUUCUAAAUGUUAUUUUGGGACCUCAAAAUGUGAAGGCGGGUGUACGAUAGUCCAUUUACAUCCAACCGUGUCAGAACAUUUUUAAAUUAGAAUAAUCCACGAUUUAGAAAAAAGAAAAAGUGUUACUACUUAUGAUAUCUGAUGAGAAAAUGGAAUUGAAAUCUGGUGGAGAAGCUUCCAAUUCCAAUCCUGAAUUCUUUUAGAUUUGAAAAAUAUAAUAUAAUAUAUAUAUUUCUUCGUAUU
This is a messenger RNA of Ricinus communis (castor bean), 3178 nucleotides long. Its product is annotated as leucine--tRNA ligase, chloroplastic/mitochondrial. NCBI's taxonomy places the organism in Eukaryota, Viridiplantae, Streptophyta, Magnoliopsida, Malpighiales, Euphorbiaceae. Bases 103 to 2985 code for a protein of 960 amino acids. Gene Ontology annotation, molecular function: ATP binding; leucine-tRNA ligase activity; aminoacyl-tRNA deacylase activity. Gene Ontology annotation, cellular component: cytosol. The transcript has 20 exons. Gene Ontology annotation, biological process: leucyl-tRNA aminoacylation. The record is from RefSeq and is a predicted model, not a curated record.